Molecule: messenger RNA, 2914 nt
Organism: Dromiciops gliroides (monito del monte)
Lineage: Eukaryota; Metazoa; Chordata; Mammalia; Microbiotheria; Microbiotheriidae
Gene: SPOCK3
Product: SPARC (osteonectin), cwcv and kazal like domains proteoglycan 3
Exons: 12
Coding region: 399-1712 (437 amino acids)
Molecular function (GO): protein binding; calcium ion binding
Source: RefSeq, a predicted model, not a curated record
GGGCAAAACAUAAUUGCCGGGACUCACUGGAAGGAAAGAAGACAGGAGAUUCUCUGUUCUGCAUAAAGUUUUUUGCAAACUCCAUCCUUCAAACUAGCCUUUCUCAGAGCUGUAAUGCCUAUCAGUCACAAGAGGGAUGGAGAUAACAAGCCCCUAGGUUGCGUGGGUGUCAAAUAAAUCCAAGAGCAGAGGGCAAGUGGAUUGCCUCACCAAAGCGAGCUCCGCUUCCAGAGUGGAAAAGCGAGAAGAUAACUAGUUCAAGGCAAGGGUUCCAUUGGAUCAAGGUGGUUCCGGCUUCCUCCUGUUCCUGCUACGCAUUGCUCUCAGCCUAGUGCCCAGAGGAUCAAGGAGAGAGAGGAGGAGGAAGAUAAGGAAAAAAGGGGGAGAAGGAAGAGGAGAUGUUAAAGGUAUCAGCCCUAUUGUGUGUGUGUGCAGUCGUCUGGUGCAGUCAGGCUCUCGCAGCGGCGGCAGCGGCGGCAGCAGCGGCCGGGGGCAGGUCGGACAGCGGUAAUUUUCUGGAUGAUAAACAAUGGCUCACCACGAUCUCCCAAUAUGACAAGGAAGUCGGACAGUGGAACAAAUUCCGAGACGAAGUAGAGGAUGAUUAUUUCCGUACUUGGAGUCCGGGUAAACCCUUUGAUCAAGCUUUAGACCCGGCUAAUGAUCCAUGCUUAAAGAUGAAAUGUAGCCACCACAAAGUGUGUGUUGCCCGAGAUCCUCAGACAGCAGUUUGUAUUAGUCAUCGGAGACUCACACACAGUAUGAAAGAAGCUGGUUUGAAUCAUAAACAGUGGAGGGGUCCUGUUUCAUCCAGCUGCAAGCAAUGUCCAGUGGUUUACACUAAUCCUGUUUGUGGUUCAGAUGGUCACACAUACUCUUCACAGUGCAAGCUGGAAUAUCAAGCGUGUGUCUUAGGAAAACAGAUCUCAGUCAAGUGUGAAAGACGCUGCCCUUGCCCUUCAGAUAAAUCCUCAACUGUAGUCAGAAAUGAUAAGAGAGUGUGUGGUGAUUUGGAGUUCAGAGAGGUGGCAAACAGACUGCGUGACUGGUUCAAGGCACUUCACGAAAGUGGAAGCCAGAACAAGAAAACCAAAGCAUUACAGAGGCCAGAAAGAAGCAGAUUUGAUACCAGCAUUUUGCCUAUUUGUAAGGACUCCCUUGGUUGGAUGUUUAACCGCCUUGAUACAAACUAUGAUCUCCUACUGGAUCAGUCAGAGCUUGGCAGCAUCUAUCUAGACAAGAAUGAACCAUGCACCAAAGCAUUCUUCAAUUCUUGUGACACAUACAAAGACAGUCUGAUAUCAAACAAUGAGUGGUGCUACUGCUUCCAAAGACAGCAAGACCCACCUUGCCAGACGGAGCUCAGCAACAUUCAGAAGCAGCCAGUGGUAAAGAAGCUCCUAGGGCAGUAUAUCCCAUUAUGUGAUCAAGAUGGUUACUAUAAACCAACUCAGUGCCAUGGGAGUUCUGGACAGUGCUGGUGUGUUGACAGAUAUGGCAAUGAGGUAACAGGAUCUAGAACGAAUGGUGCAACAGCAAACUGUGCUAUUGACUUAGAGACAUCAGGAGAUUUCGCCAGUGGUGAUUUCCACGAAUGGACAGAUGAUGAAGAUGAUGAAGAUGAUAUGAUGAAUGAUGAAGAUGAAAUUGAAGAUGAUGAUGAGGAUGAAGGGGAUGAUGAUGACGAUGAUGACCAUGAUGGAUAUAUUUGACAAUAUCCAUGGUCAAUGAAUUCUACCUUUCUAAAGUUCACAUGGUGAUAACCAAUUGAAAAUGGCUCUGUUUCCUGAGAUCAAAAGGAUUCUAAACUACAUGUAUAUUUUGUAUAAUUAUUUCAAAUAUUGCAGCUGGAGUCAUAGACUUUAUUUGUUUAAAUAAGAAUCAUUUAUAGGCUUUUGAGUUUUUAUAUGCCUCUGAGCAGAAUAAAACACAUUGGAAGUCUAGCAAGAAGCAAGAUAUGAUGUGCUAAUUAAAAAAAAAAGUAUGCAAAUUUCCAUAAGGACAACCAAACUUUUUUUUAAAACUUCCCAAAAAAGGACAUAUGUUAUGGUUUGGAACUGCAUGUGGCCUCUUCAGAGGAGAUGUUUUGAUAUGAGUUAAAGUAACUUUCACAAUGGCUAGGCCCAGGGAUUUUUCCCCUCUAAUUAUGCAGGACCUGGUGAUCAGCAAUUAUUCCAAAAAUUGCUAUGCCAAAGUAGUGUCUCAUGAAUCUAAAGUAAGUCAGGGAUGAGCUGGCAAGGUGGAUUCCACAGAGUAAGGCAACAGAGAGACUGCUGUAAAGUCCUCCUCCGUGUUUACUCUUCUCGUUGUGUUUUUUAGUUGUGAAAUGAUUCUAGUUCUGACAGGAUGUUGGACAGAAGCAGUAACAUGGGCUCUCAUUGUAUUCCAGCAAAAUUAAAGUUUUGUUGUCCUCUUAUUUUUUUCCUCUAUGUUAAUGCCAGUCUCAUGUAUACUUAUAAUUUACCCAAGCAGCAUGAUCACUUCCCUUUUCCUUGGUUUCUUGAGCUCUCUAACCAGCAAUUUAGUGUGAAGAAUUGGGCAUGGGAAGGCAGAAUCAAAGACUCAUUAAAAAAAAAAAAAACAGCCUUCACAUGGAAUGGCAUUUGGCCAAAGGCCAACUUUAAAACUCUUAAUUUCAUCCGUUUUUCUCAUCUUCAAGGGAAAAUUGCAUUUUCAACUUAAAGUUCUGUCACUUUCAGUUAGUAGUACAGAAACUUAGAGAACGUAUUAUUGUAAGGUGCCUUGCAAACUACAAAUAGCAUGCAUACCAAUUUAGGAUAUUAGGCAAUUGCUAAGCACACCCAGUUACCAAAUUAAUACCAGUAUAGGUACUGCUGCUGGAAUGAAGAAAAUGGAUUCGUUUUCUUUUUCUUUCAAUCAUUAUGUAAUUACCGUGUGGACUAGAUUAUGAUUC